This is a messenger RNA of Ectocarpus siliculosus, 510 nucleotides long. NCBI's taxonomy places the organism in Eukaryota, Phaeophyceae, Ectocarpales, Ectocarpaceae. The record is from the annotation of a GenBank genome assembly.
AUGAUGAACGACAUGCCAGGAGGGCCGGGGGGGCCCGGGGGUGGGUUCAACGACCCCAUGGGCGGCGACAAGCCGAUAACGGUUACCUCCGUGCUGAAGGAGUUCCAGGGGCUCAAGGACAAGUUCAAGAAUGAGGAUGAAGAUGACUUCUCUCCGUACCAGGACCUGGAGAAGGCGACCGUGCUGCAGGAGUGCAGGGUGUUCAGCGACAGCAACGUGGUGACCAACAACCCCCGCCGGUGCGGGAUGCUCAUCACGAAGCUGCUCUACAUCCUCAACACCGGGGAAACGCUGUCGUCGUCCGAAACCACGGAGGUGUUCUUCGGGGUGACGAAGCUGUUCCAGAGCCAGGACCACAACCUGAGAAGAAUGAUGUACCUCUUCAUCAAGGAGGUGGCGGAAACGUGUGACCCAGAUGACGUCAUCAUCGGUGAGGGGGCCAAUAGAAGCCGAAAUCGAACCAUUCCACAAUCGAACCAUUCGACUAGUCUGCGCCGACUAGUCUAUUAG